AUGGCGCAGCAGCCGCUCUUCGGUCUGGUCCCGGCAAACCUCCCGCUGGUGACCGAACCCACCGAGGUCAUCUCGCCGACCUCCUUCAUCUACAGCAUCCCGCCGGUCAGGACCUUUUCGCACAUAGUCAUCUUCCUGCUGCCGGGCGUCGCGCUCCCGGAAAACACCGCCGCGGCCAUCUACCUGGUGACCCCGCCGCCGACGCCGGGUGCUCCACCGGGCUCAAAGUUCCUCGGUGGCAUCGGCCCGGGCAAGGAGAGCGCAAUCUUCAACCUCAAGGGCUCCCUCCCCGCCGACGGCGCUGCCGCCGCCGCAGGUGCUCCGCCAGUGGUGAUUGGCAUCAGCAUCGAGCCGGCAGAUUCCGUCUCGGCUCGCAUCGCCGAGGUCAAGGCCGCAUCGUCGUCGUCUGUUGGGAAUCAGCAGCAGCAGGAGCAACACUCCAACGCGCUUGUGGUACGGCCGUCGACAUUGGUCCUCGCCCAGCGCAUCAUCCAAAACGCCUUCAACUUCCUGUCCAGCUUUAGUGGCACCGCGGGCCAGGUCGAGGUCGUGCCCCUCAAGGCCUUUGAGGAUUGGUGGAAAAAGUUUGAGAGCAAGGUCCGGACUGACCCGGGCUUCUUGGAGAGGGCAGAACAGUAA
Messenger RNA from Pyricularia pennisetigena, 639 nucleotides. RefSeq lists its product as uncharacterized. Bases 1 to 639 code for a protein of 212 amino acids. NCBI's taxonomy places the organism in Eukaryota, Fungi, Ascomycota, Sordariomycetes, Magnaporthales, Pyriculariaceae. Gene Ontology annotation, biological process: protein import into nucleus. The transcript has a single exon. Gene Ontology annotation, cellular component: cytosol; nucleus. Gene Ontology annotation, molecular function: nuclear import signal receptor activity. The record is from RefSeq and is a predicted model, not a curated record.